AAAAAAGUCGGAAUCCUUGCUGGAGGCACCAAAAUCGACGACGACGGACGACGGAAACGAGCAGAACACGGUUCUACGACGAUAGCAGCAAUUGCGAACUAGAAAAGCAGAGGGAAAUUUAUUCGCGAAUUUUCUCCUGAGGAAUCAUCACCAUGUCUCGCCCCGAAGACACCAGCGCGGCCGACGUCCACUAUGACGAUAUCGAAGCCCGAAAGUACACGACGAGCUCCCGAAUCCAGAACAUUCAAGCCUCAAUGACCCGGCGAGCCCUGGAGCUGCUCGACCUCAAGUCCCCGUCCCUGAUCCUCGAUGUCGGCUGCGGAAGCGGUCUGUCCGGCGAGAUCCUGUCCUCGCUCGACCCCGAAGAAGGCGGCCCUCACACCUGGAUUGGCAUGGAUGUGUCGCCUUCAAUGCUCGACGUUGCGCUGCAGCGAGAUGUUGAGGGCGACCUCAUGCUGGCCGACAUUGGACAGGGCAUCCCCUUCCGCGCCGGCUCCUUCGACGCAGCCAUCAGCAUCUCUGCCAUUCAAUGGCUCUGCAGUGCCGAGACGAGCGAUACCUCCCCUGCCGGCCGACUCACCCGAUUCUUCAACGGCCUAUACGCCUCCCUGAAGCGAGGUGGACGCGCUGUCUGCCAGUUCUACCCGAAGAACGACCAGCAACGACACAUGAUCACCCAAGCCGCCGUCAAGGCAGGGUUCGGUGCCGGUCUCCUGGAGGAUGACCCCGGCACGAAGAACGUCAAGCUCUACCUCGUCCUGACUGUCGGAGGCGGCUCCAUAGAGAACAAGGGUGGCGACAUCACUGGCGUGGUCGAGGGCAUGGAGGACGUCGACGUCUUGGAUGCCAGGAGGCAAAUCAAGAACAACAACACCGAGGUGAAAAAGGGCAGCAACGCCUGGAUCAUCAAGAAGAAGGAGCAGAUGGAGAGGAAGGGCAAGGUAGUCAAGUCGACCUCCAAGUUCACUGGACGAAAGCGACGAAUUGCAUUUUAACGCGACAUGAUCGCUGCAAUCUAGACGAUUGCUUGCAUUUGCACGGCGUUGGUGGAUGGUGGGACUCUUUUAAUUUCAUAGUAGAUCAAUUCGUAAAUUCCGAU
Ilyonectria robusta is the source of this 1099-nucleotide messenger RNA. RefSeq names its product S-adenosyl-L-methionine-dependent methyltransferase. Gene Ontology annotation, molecular function: rRNA (guanine) methyltransferase activity. NCBI's taxonomy places the organism in Eukaryota, Fungi, Ascomycota, Sordariomycetes, Hypocreales, Nectriaceae. Gene Ontology annotation, biological process: rRNA (guanine-N7)-methylation. The coding region runs from base 153 to 995 and encodes 280 amino acids. The transcript is spliced from 2 exons. Gene Ontology annotation, cellular component: nucleolus. The record is from RefSeq and is a predicted model, not a curated record.